This is a messenger RNA of Paraglomus occultum, 996 nucleotides long. NCBI's taxonomy places the organism in Eukaryota, Fungi, Glomeromycota, Glomeromycetes, Paraglomerales, Paraglomeraceae. The record is from the annotation of a GenBank genome assembly.
GAAGAGUGGCUGAAGACCAAACUUGAAGAGCACUGGAGCCAAUAUGGCAGAAUUAUCGGCAUUGCUCCAUACAAGUUCCCUGGAAAAGAGUGGCUGACAAAGCGCUGGGAUCUUGUAAUCCAACUCAAAGCCGGAGAGAAGAAACUGGCAGCCCAAACGGUGUUCACUAUAGGGGAAAAUAAGCAGAGCAUCGUCGCCAGCUGGCCCGGAGCAGCAAAAACCUGCCUUGUCUGUAAACUUGCAGGGCACUCUACCUCUCUCUGCCCUCAGAGAAAUCUGAAAUCAAAAAAAGUUGGGGCAUCGGCAAACCCCCGACAAUUGAUCAGCAAGGGAGGACAAAGCCAAAAGAAGGAAGAAAAGGGACCAAAAGUUUCCAUGGGUCCCUCAGAGAAACAGAAGGCCCCCCCUUCAAUUGCACCAGCCAUGCUAAUUCCUGACCCUGAUGGAGCCACUUUCCAAGCCAUGUUAUUGGCCCCUAAGCCCCGUCCAGCUGCAGCAACAACAUCAGCAAUGGAAGGAGUAUAUCCUUUCAAUCCAGAGCUGCUUCAAGGGACCCACCUGGAGCAGGGUGUGCCAACAGGAGGAAAUACUACCCCUCCCCCUUUCAAUGUAGAGGACCCAGAAACACCAAAGAAAGGGAAAAAGCGCAUGGCAAAGGAAGCUGAUGCAUGGACCCCUACAUCACUAGAAGUCAAUCAGUAUAUCCACAGAAGAGGGAUCUGCCCAGCCUGCUUCAAAACAGGCCAUAUGCACACAAAUUGCCCUACAAAGGGAUCCUUCAGUAAAAUACUUUAUGACAAGGUCCUCAGACACCCCCACUUCCAGCCCUAUUUGAAAGAGUGGAGAGAAAAAAGGCGUAAGGAAGGAAUCGCCUGGAGAGCAGAAGAAUUGCAGUGUAUUGAUGCUGAGGAGAUGGUUGUAUUAAUAUACUGUGCACAUUGCAAAAGUAGGGAACACAAUGCGUGGGAUUGCCCAAAUGCUCCACCUGACGCAUAA